Mus pahari (shrew mouse) is the source of this 1030-nucleotide messenger RNA. RefSeq names its product DIMT1 rRNA methyltransferase and ribosome maturation factor (gene Dimt1). Gene Ontology annotation, molecular function: rRNA (adenine-N6,N6-)-dimethyltransferase activity. Bases 60 to 1001 code for a protein of 313 amino acids. Gene Ontology annotation, biological process: rRNA methylation. The transcript is spliced from 12 exons. Gene Ontology annotation, cellular component: mitochondrial matrix. The record is from RefSeq and is a predicted model, not a curated record. NCBI's taxonomy places the organism in Eukaryota, Metazoa, Chordata, Mammalia, Rodentia, Muridae.
GGGCGACUUCCACGCGGUUUCCAGCUGCUUUCGCUUGGCACAGGGACUCCUCUGAGAAGAUGCCGAAGGCCAAGUCCGCAGCGAGUAGCCGCCGGCGGGAUCGUCAGGAGCAGCGCCGGGAGCUGAAGCGAGCUGGAGGACUCAUGUUCAACACAGGGAUCGGACAACACAUUUUGAAAAAUCCUCUAAUUGUUAACAGCAUCAUCGAUAAGGCUGCUUUAAGACCUACUGAUGUGGUGCUGGAAGUUGGGCCUGGGACUGGCAACAUGACUGUCAAGCUGUUAGAAAAGGCCAAAAAGGUAGUUGCCUGUGAACUUGAUCCAAGGCUAGUAGCUGAACUUCACAAAAGAGUUCAGGGCACGCCUCUGGCCAGCAAACUCCAGGUCCUGGUGGGAGAUGUAUUGAAAUCGGAUUUGCCAUUCUUUGAUGCUUGUGUGGCAAACUUGCCUUACCAGAUCUCCUCUCCCUUUGUCUUCAAGCUGCUGCUCCACCGGCCAUUUUUCAGAUGUGCUAUACUUAUGUUUCAAAGAGAGUUUGCUCUUCGAUUGGUUGCCAAGCCUGGAGAUAAAUUAUACUGUCGACUCUCCAUCAACACACAGCUUUUAGCACGCGUGGACCAUCUAAUGAAGGUGGGGAAGAAUAACUUCAGACCGCCCCCCAAGGUGGAGUCCAGUGUGGUAAGGAUAGAACCUAAGAAUCCGCCACCACCAAUCAAUUUUCAGGAAUGGGAUGGCUUAGUAAGGAUCACUUUUGUUCGGAAAAACAAGACACUGUCUGCUGCAUUCAAAUCAAGUGCAGUACAACAGCUGUUGGAAAAAAACUACAGAAUUCACUGUUCAGUACAGAAUACUGUAAUACCAGAAGAUUUCAGUAUAGCAGAUAAAAUACAGCAAAUCCUAACCAGCACAGGUUUUAGUGACAAACGGGCCCGUUCCAUGGACAUAGAUGACUUUAUCAGGUUGCUACAUGGAUUCAAUGCAGAAGGCAUCCACUUCUCCUAGCCAUUUGAAAACUAUUUUUUCAAGACCAA